This is a messenger RNA of Verruconis gallopava, 2588 nucleotides long. RefSeq lists its product as uncharacterized. The record is from RefSeq and is a predicted model, not a curated record. Bases 416 to 2269 code for a protein of 617 amino acids. The transcript has 2 exons. Gene Ontology annotation, cellular component: piccolo histone acetyltransferase complex. Gene Ontology annotation, biological process: regulation of transcription by RNA polymerase II. Lineage: Eukaryota; Fungi; Ascomycota; Dothideomycetes; Venturiales; Sympoventuriaceae.
CAUCCUCCUUCACCCGCUCACCGACAAGGCCUCUCAUCAACAACUUCCAUCAAAACACCCACCUUUCUCAUCAUGAACCAUCGUCAAAUUUAAGACCAUGGUUCUUCCAUCACGCCUGCGUCAUCUCCUCAAUUUUCAUCAGUUUUCGGGCGCGCGUUGCGGUUAUAACACGUCGACGAAGCUGCGACUGGUCGUCUCCCUUUUGCUGCUGCGACCGUGACACUUGGCCCUUCCCUCGCCUAUCCACACCCCCAGCAAAACUUUUCUCACACCUGCCCUCAGCGCACUGCGCGCCAAGCCCCACCACAUAUCGUGCUGCACCACGCUCACCACACGGACAUACUGGCUGUCGUCCGCGUGCGGAGCAGUCAUCACAAUAUUUCAUAGAUAAUCAUUUAUAUUGGGUCAUCGCAUCAUGACGGCCCGACAGCAGGCGCAGCGCUUUAGGCAGCGCAAGCUGUCUGUCAAGCAAAACCUGCGCAUAGUCCGCGAGCACGAGAUUGACACCAACAUCCUCGACGAGGAGGCUCAAAGAAACAUUCCAAAAGUUGAGACAGGUGUCGAGAAGUCAGAAGAAAUUGAACAUCACUUACAAGCAGUUAUAUCCGCGGCACAAGCUGGCGCUACCGAGACACAGUUGUUCAUUCCGACACCUGAGACCAACGUCAGUACCGUCGAUUAUGAUCAGUACUAUGUGCCGCGGUUUCAGCAGCCGCAAACCUACAUCCGCUUCUCGUCAACCGUGGAGGACACUAGUGGCUGUCCUUAUUGCAUGACGGCUGAGGAUGAGGUCUUCCUGAAGAAGCUCAACAGUAAGCAGAAGAAGGCUGCUAGUCACUGCACUGAAGAUCAGUUCGAGGUUGUCAUGAACGUCUUUGAAGAGAUCUCAGCACUAAAGCAGCCCUUUGCCGCAUUAGACAACGCGCCGGUUCUUUCAUUAGAGGAGCUCGUCGCAUCUUUCGAUGAUGAAGUCGAUGCUGCGACCAGAGUCUUCGCGAAGGACAUCUAUCCUCACUGGAAGUCAAGGAGGAUGGAAAGGCAGAACCACCCACUGAUGCCGACGUUGAAGUUCGAGCGAAAUGUCGACACAGACGACUCCGAUCCCUACGUUUGCUUCCGUCGCCGUGAGGUCCGGCAGGCUCGCAAGACACGUGGCCGUGACGCGCAAAUUAUUGAGAAGCUCAAGAAGCUCCGUAUGGAACUUGAGCUUGGGCGACAGCUUUUGCACUCUGUCAAGCAGCGCGAGAUGGCUCGCAGAGAGCAGAUUUCGCUCGAACGUUCCAUCUUCGACAAGCGACACGCCCUCAAGAUGUCUAAGCGACAGCUAGGCAUCAAAGGCGACGAUGACGAUCUCAUCAAUCAGAAACCAAUACCGAAGCCGCGUCCGCGUCUGGACCCUGCUAUCAUCAACCGUGGCACAAUUGGUCCAGGCGCUAUACCGAAGAUUCCGCUUAGUGCUCGCUCCGAUGGUCGUUUUCCUGAGUCUGAUCUGGUUCAGCUCCAUGAAGACAAGGCUCGUAAGCAAGCUGAGAUCGAUCAUAUGAUCCAAGAGAGCAUGUCCAAGCAUCGCGCUUGGAAUAAUGACUGGGUUGACCAAACAUGGCGGCCUAUCACCCCACCUUUGGAAACUGCCAACGGGGGCCGGAAUCCCUUUCGUGAUGCUGUUACCAAAUUUCUGCCAACGCCUCCUGAGAGCAUUUCUGAGGGAGAGGACGUAAACAUGAUUGACGGUGGCAGAACACCGAAUCCGUAUAGCGAGAAAGAAGCCAAGUCAAAACUUCCGAUCCGCUUCGAGAGUCCGCCCGUGGAGACAGGAAGCACACACGGCAUGACUCUUCGGAGACCCUCCUACCGUAGGAGACUUGGUCGUGGUGGCCGUUUGUUCAUCGAUCGCCGCGGCCUAAAACGACCAGGCAUGGAUGAUGAAGAGCACUUCACUCGAUCGAAAAGGCAGAGGCUCGAAGAGGACGGCUACACGCAUCCACUCAUGUCGCCGCCUCUUUCCGCAGCUGAGGAGCGAGAGCGAGACCGUGCCGCCUAUGACAUCGAUUCAGAUGAAGAGACAGACAUCUACCGUACUGACCCGUUCGACGACUGGAACAUUCGAUACCGGAUUGCCUUUGGGUACAGCAGUAAUAGGCCGCCAAAUCAGGACCAGCAGACUGCAGCACAAGCAAAGAUGAUUCAGGAGGAACAGAGGCGAACCCAACAACAAGCAAAUGCCGCUGCUAGUUCGAGCAACUCGCGUGUUAUGAUGCCUGCUUCCUGAAUAGCAAAGCUCUUCCUUUCACUUCUUGUUGGUUGCAUCAUUUGUAUUUUAGGAAUCGGCAACUUUGCCAAUUUGGCGGGCUGGCACUUUGUGAUAGCGUUCUUGUACUAUUUUGUAAAUUUUUGUGCAUUCUCUUCAAGCGAAGGGGCGACAAGGGCUGGCCGUUUGACAGUAUACUGCAUGGCGAUUGGCAGGCGACCGAGGACUGGCAGAAGAGAAACAAGCUUUUGGUCGUCUCUUCUGUACGUGUCUGUGAGUUGUCUUAGCGUGCACACUACGUAUAGAUAGCAAAUCAAGAAAGAUACCCUUUUUGUGCACA